GUCAAAACGUGGGGCACGCGCUACUAGUGGAAUAAUCCGUAGUUACCUGUGCUACAUACUAACCGUUAGUGCUACGUACAUACCGUGCAAUAUAACCAAUUGUACCUUUUCCAUCCUUCACUUCGACAUAAUCAAUUAAGCAAGUCAAGUCAACAAGACCUGCGUAAUAGCCAGUGACGUCUUCCUCCGAUACGGCUUUUGCACCCCAAUUGCACGGUCUCCCCCAGGUCCCAGGUGUACUAACCUUGCACCAUGCCGCCCCGUAAAACUGACAAUGCUCGACAGAGCAACUUAUCCAUGGCUCAGUUCGUCUACGAUGGCUCCGACGCCGAUGUCGAUACUUCUUCAACUUCCCUCCGCCCUAUUCUUUCUGUUCCUGCGCGAUCUAAGCCCGUGCAGCCCGCGCAGCCUCAACCCACACCCUCGAUAGAGAUGGAUACCCAACGACCUGCAGAGGCUGCAUCGCCUACAGAGAAAGAUAAGGAGAGAAAAGAUAGCACGUCCAAGGACAAUGUUACCAUUGAGGAUGUCACCCUUCCGAAGUCAAUAAUAAUGCGCCUCGCCAAAGGUGUCCUGCCUCCGAAUACUCAGAUCCAAGCAAAUGCUAUCUUGGCCAUGAGCAAGAGCGCUACUGUAUUCAUUAGCCACCUUGCUAACGCAGCAAACGAGCACACGCAAAGCUCUAACAAGAAGACUAUCAUGCCUGCCGAUGUAUUUGCUGCACUCGAAGACAUAGAAUUCCCCUCCUUCUGCGAAACACUAGAGGCUGAAUUCAAGAAGUUUAACGAGACCCAGACGACAAAACGUAACACCUACCGCAGGAAAGUAGCUGCUGCGAAGAAGGCCGAGAAGGCUGGUGUGGAUCCCAAUUCCUCUAUCAUGUCCACUGCCUCUACCGCAGCCGCAAGCCAGCCGGAUUCAGCAGGGCCACGCGCCUUGAAGAAACAGAAGCCUAACGCGCCUGAUGACUCAGCUAUGGACGUAGAUGUUGGCGAUGAACCGCGCGAACAUAGUGACGCUGAGACGGAACCGGAGCCAGAGCAAGAAGAGGAUGAAGAAGAGGAAGAGAACGAGGGCGGUGAAGAGGAGGAAGAGGAAGAUGAAGAAGACGAGGAGGAGGAGGAGAAAAACGAUCCCGACCGCCUAGAGGACCGCGAACCUCGUGAUGAUCACGACGACGCUCUAGAUGACGGAGAUAGUGACUGAAGUGACAGCGCAACUCAAGUCUGCCAGGAGUGCGUUUGAUCACACCGAGCCACACGCGUGCUGGGGGAUGUCUAAUCUAUGUACCAUUAAAUAAGGGAGACCGCUCAGGGGACUAGCCUUAGAGUGGAUAUCACCACGCAGAGAACUAGGGUAUACCGACUCCCUAUAUCGCAUGUAUCUUAGGGUUCGAGCGGAAAACACCAAGAAAGAUUUAUGCUCUCCGGGAUCAGCACACCGACCCCUUAACACGAGCGUCAGUCACAUCACGCACGCCCCUAUUCCCAGCUGCAGUAUAGGUAGUCCGAUAUUCAUUAGGUACCAAUCGGACGAGAUAAUUGAUACGGCGGUUUCUAAUUCUUUUCAUCUAAUACCGUUGUAACUGA
Messenger RNA from Daldinia vernicosa, 1589 nucleotides. Its product is annotated as histone-fold-containing protein. Gene Ontology annotation, cellular component: CHRAC; epsilon DNA polymerase complex. The transcript has 4 exons. Bases 253 to 1206 code for a protein of 317 amino acids. The record is from RefSeq and is a predicted model, not a curated record. Gene Ontology annotation, biological process: DNA damage response; leading strand elongation; heterochromatin formation. Lineage: Eukaryota; Fungi; Ascomycota; Sordariomycetes; Xylariales; Hypoxylaceae. Gene Ontology annotation, molecular function: chromatin DNA binding; protein heterodimerization activity.